GUGGGCUAGAGUGCCAGCUCUUGGGGCCAGCAGAGCUACAGGUGCUGGGAGUGAGAGGCAGCCUUGUGUGGAGCUUGGCAGGGGGAGGGGACGGGAAGGUAUUUAGCUCUGACAUCAGAGAGAAGGAACUUUCAGGGAAUUUGUGUGUGGGCCAAGCUCCUGGGGGAGGAGAGAAGGAGAGGAGAGCGAGGGGAGGAGAGCAGCACAAGCAGGAGCAGGAGCAGCACAAGGAGAGAGCUGCAGUUUGUCACAAGUGCUCAGAGACCAUGGAAGUGCUCAGAGCCAUUGUGGAGGCCUCACCAGACAUUCUGUCCAUGCAGCAAGAGCAAGAAACCUUGGCAGCCAAACAGCAAGUCCUGAACCUGGUCACCAGUAUCCAUGAACUGUCAGACGGCCUAGUGAAAGAAUAUCUCAGUCACCAAGGUGCCCCCUUCAAUCGUGAUGGCUUCACCUACCCGUUACAACAGCUUAAAGAUCUUCCAUGGUUGGACAUCACCCGGCUCCCUUCAUCCCCAUGGAAAAGCUUGGUGUUCAGCCUCUCGGCCUACUCCACUCUGAUUGGAUGGUUCACAUCGACCCUCAAGUGGCAAAGGAAACUAAAUUCAAGAGUUCCUCUGCUCCUCAAGCGUCUAGAGGCUUCUUACAAACACGUGAUGGUCUUGAGCUCCAGCUUGUCCUCACUCCUACAGGAGCCCAUACCAACAUCCAAAGCUGUGCCUGAGGUCAAGCAGGUCUUCACACAGAAGAUCACUGGUUAUGCCGUGUGCCAGUGUUUCUGUGAGUGGUUGGCACAAACCAAGCGAGAUAUGGAGAUCCUGGUGGCCGAGACAUCAGUGUAGAUAUGGCAAGUAGAGUCUGAUUCCCUCACUAUGUUCCUUUAAUAUUUCCUGAUAGCCAGCGACAACUAACCUACCUCAGAGAGGACUUUGUUUUUAGCAAUGACUUUAGCUAUAUGAACACUGGACACCAUUGAAUAGAAGGGACAAGCAAGCCUGGAAGGAACCCCAUGCCAACUAACUGCAACGCUCUUUUAACCACCUUCUCAAAGGGAAACUUAUCCACGUUGGCUUCAUAUUCGAAUUAUCCAACAGACACAGGCAUGUCGGCAGCUCCCGAACUUUUCAGAUUUAUCCGCUUCCACCAGCUUCUAAUAAAGGGAUUGUUCACUUAAAGGAGAAGUAAACCCUAUUUUAC
Xenopus laevis (African clawed frog) is the source of this 1194-nucleotide messenger RNA. RefSeq names its product cardiotrophin-1 (gene ctf1.S). The record is from RefSeq and is a predicted model, not a curated record. The transcript is spliced from 3 exons. NCBI's taxonomy places the organism in Eukaryota, Metazoa, Chordata, Amphibia, Anura, Pipidae. Bases 267 to 839 code for a protein of 190 amino acids.